Molecule: messenger RNA, 436 nt
Organism: Ambispora gerdemannii
Lineage: Eukaryota; Fungi; Glomeromycota; Glomeromycetes; Archaeosporales; Ambisporaceae
Source: the annotation of a GenBank genome assembly
GGAAUAAUCACUGAUUCUCCGGAGCAAUUGUCAAUUUCCGAGAAAAAGAUAGUAAGCGUUUCUACCGAAAUGGAAAAUUUUAGCGUUACCUCUGAACAAAUAGACUUACAAACUGGGGAUGUUUUGGCAUCAAAUAUAUCUGAUGACAAUUCAAAUUCUAAUGAUAUUCCCACAAAAGAAAUUUCACCACUUAAUGAGAGUCAACCCGAUAAGGAGGAAGCUAUUACUCCUGACCCUAUAACCGGAAUAGAACAUAGCUCAACCCAGGUCCAAAAAACUGAAUCAUCUACAACCUCUUUGUCACAAAAUAUUGCUGAUGACGAUACGGACGAGACCCUUGAUUUUGUAGAAAUGAAACAUAAAGAACAUGUUAGUAAAGAGAUAAUGGAGAGAAUUAGGGAAAAGAAACUUCAAGAUCAAAAUUCAUCUUUGGAUA